Messenger RNA from Hippocampus comes (tiger tail seahorse), 1394 nucleotides. Its product is annotated as neuropilin and tolloid-like protein 1. Gene Ontology annotation, cellular component: postsynaptic density. The transcript has 7 exons. Gene Ontology annotation, molecular function: ionotropic glutamate receptor binding. Bases 151 to 1035 code for a protein of 294 amino acids. Gene Ontology annotation, biological process: positive regulation of excitatory postsynaptic potential. The record is from RefSeq and is a predicted model, not a curated record. NCBI's taxonomy places the organism in Eukaryota, Metazoa, Chordata, Actinopteri, Syngnathiformes, Syngnathidae.
GCAAUGAUGGCAAGCUAUUUUGUGGUCAGAUUUUACCCAUUUGGAGAACAAUUUGCAGCGUGUGCAGGAGAGUCUUUUUUUUCUCUCCUAACGACAGGAUGUGACAAUUGAGGGACAUAGUUGUGAGAGUUGGAAAUACACGGGAAAGAAAUGGCGUUCCAACUUCUGCUGUUCAUUGCUUUUGCAACAUAUUUGAUGGCGCCCGAGUUGACGGGGGCCACAGCCACCAAAACAAAAACUCAAGUGACCAACAACUCCGGCGUGACACCGUCCGGGCAGUGUGGGGCCUGGGUCAAGGAGCCCGAGGGAGGCCAUUUCACCUCACCCAACUACCCAGAGAAAUACCCACCAGAGAGGGAAUGCAUCUACAUUAUAGAAGCUUCUCCCCGCCAGUGCAUCGACUUGUUUUUUGAUGAAAAGUAUUCUAUCGAGCCAUCGUGGGAUUGCAAGUUUGAUCACAUCGAGGUCCGCGACGGGCCCUUUGGCUUCUCGCCCAUCAUCGGACGCUACUGCGGCCGGGAGAGCCCCAUGUACGUUCGCUCCAGUGGGAGGUACCUGUACAUCAAGUUUGUGGCCGAUGGCGAGUUGGAGGCUAUCGGCUUCUCAGCCCGGUACAAUUUCACGCCAGACCCCGAGUUCAAAGGUUUGGGCGAAUUGCCAGCAUUGCCGUUUUGUGAGUUUGAGCUGAGUGGUCCAGAAGGCUUUGUGGAAUCGACUCAGAUAACCAGGGAGAAGCGGGCCUUGCCAACAGAGGCCGUGGACUGCAGGUGGUACGUGCGGGCCCCACCGAGAGCCAAGAUCUACAUGCGCUUUCUGGAGUAUGAGAUGCACAACUCCAAUGAGUGCAAGCGUAACUUUGUUGCCAUUUAUGAUGGCAGCAGUUCGGUGGAGCACUUGAAGAAUAAAUUCUGCUCGACGGUGGCGAACGACGUGAUGCUGACAUCCUCUUUGGGUGUGGUAAGGCUUUGGGCAGAUGAGGGAAGCAGGAAAAGCAAAUUCAAGAUCCUCUUCACCACCUUCCUUGACCGUAAGUGACUCCCUCCCUUGACAACAUCCACAGUGAAGGUCGCCGUAUUGGACUGCUGUGGUGCCGAGACCGGUGCCACAGGACGGAGAUCUUUGUGUGUGUGUGCGUGUGUGUGUAACAAUCGCAAGCUUUGUAAUAGCAACCAAAAGAACAAGGUCACAGGUACAGCCCCCUGGAACUCAGUCCCAGAUGAGUGGGAAAAUGCCAGUUAUCAAAAGUGACCACUCUACACCAUUACAGGUGUGCACAACAAAUAUGUAACCACUGUAUGUGUGCCUUUUCAUUCUCAGCGCCGUGCGAAGGAGAUACUUUCUUUUGCCACAGCAACAUGUGCAUCAAUCACACCCUGGUUUGCAACGGCAUCCAG